AUGAUGAUAUUCUGCAAGUCGGACCCCAAAAGCUGUAAGGAACUUAUCUCUAUCCUUCAGAAAUAUGAGUCAGCAUUUGGUCAAAAAAUAAAUAGACAAAAGUCAGCAAUCACCUUCUCAGCAAAGACUAUAAGCUCAGUGAAGCAACAAGUAAAGAAUGCUUUGGGGAUUCAACAAGAAGAAGGUACCGGGGAAUACUUGGGCUUACCUGAGCAUUUUGGCAGCACGAAAAAAAAACCUGUUCAGUCAAAUAGUCGACAGAGUAAAGCAGAAAGCACAAAGUUGGUCCACAAAACAUUUGUCGCCUGCGGGAAAGAUGACCAUGCUCAAGUCAGUCUUGGCAGCUACGCCAACGUAUACCAUGAUGUGCUUCAAACUACCGGUCUCACUCACAAAGAGAAUUCAAUCUGCUUUAACAAGAUUCUGGUGGGACAAGAAUGA
Microthlaspi erraticum is the source of this 441-nucleotide messenger RNA. Lineage: Eukaryota; Viridiplantae; Streptophyta; Magnoliopsida; Brassicales; Brassicaceae. The record is from the annotation of a GenBank genome assembly.